ACUUCCGUUAACGAGCAUGACCAGUUUGUUAGCAGAAAUAAAUAUCUCAUCAAAGUAUCAGCUGCUCAUUUGGAUUUAGAUGUACGAAAUCCUACCAAACAAACCUACCCCGAUUCCGAUGGAAAUUGGUGACAGCAAAACUCCUGGUCGUCAAAAACUUGAAUCUUGGUUGAAUAAGAACAUGAAAAUCAAAAUGACGGAUGAACGAAUUUUAGUUGGUGUGUUUGUUUGCACGGAUAAAGACAGGAAUGUAAUUCUCGGGAAUUGCCAGGAGUAUCUCAAAGAUGAAGAUUCUAAUGAAGAACCUCGGGUGCUCGGUCUCGCGAUGGUGCCUGGACAUCAUAUUGUUAGUAUUCUUGUGGAUGAAAACAAAGCUCCAUUAGCACACCACGAGGAUACAGACAUUUUAUGAUGAACAGUGGAACACCCUGUGAGGACAACUGACAACAUCAAAUGAAACUGCGCCAGCCUGUAAUGAGGAAACUGACAUUUUAUAAUGAACAAUGGAAAACAUUGUAAGGAAGAGAGACAACAAAUAUGUGACAAAACGAAGCUACACUGGGCUGUCAUGAGGAUACCCACCCCUGAGAAUCAAAAUCCUGAACUUGGGGCAUUUAGGUUCCGAGUCAUCUGGUCUCUCGCAAUAAUUGCUCUCCCAUGGCAUACCUAAAUAUGGUUGUAUUUAACAGAUGAGUACAUUUGGAUCUAGAGAUACUUUGCCUGCUACAUGUAUGGGCUGAUUUUUGAAAAAAUUUUGAAUUCAAAAACCAAUUUCAUGGACCAUUUAAUUCUGCUUGUUUUCUUUCAUACAUAUUUUUAAGAAGUUCUAUAUUGAAGGCAUUGUGGCUGGUCCUGAUUUUGUAAAUCAAGAAUUGGAGAGUAAGCUUACAACAUCUUUUGUAGAAUUGAAGAUUGUAUUGAAGAAGGAAGAUGUUCACAAGUGGUGCUUGACACAUGCGGGUAUCAAAGAUUUGUAAAAUCUGAAAAAAACAUCAGAUGUAACGAACAUAAGAACAAUAAUCCACCUUGACUGCAACUUUUGAAGCAUUUUCUUGACAAAAAAACAAAGAUUUUCCCCAGUGUAUAAAAUACACAGGGAACAUUCUAACACUUACAGUGAAAGUCAAACAAAAUACAGGUACAUAAUGAUAAUAAUAAUAAUGCUAUGUACAAAAGUUCAAAUUCAUUUGAGCAAUAACUAUAAGGCACGCUUAUAGUAGUUUAACAUGAGAUCAUUGCAUUACGUUGUACAUGUACACUCCAGCAUUUAGCGGUGAUCUUUAGGAGGGUCAUGUUGACAUCAAAGUCUGAUGAGCUGAGUUGCUUACCCAGCAAAGUUUCUGUUAGCUCUACAUCAUUCAUGUUCCAAAGACGGGCACUUAUGUCAGCUGGGAGGUCAUUUACAACUUGUUCCCAGAAAUCGUCUCUAUAGGCUGAAUAGCCUGAACACCCACAGAAGAAGUGCACCUGCGGAUCGGUAUAGCAUUGGUUACAACGGUUGCAUUGAGUCUCCACAAUUGUUUCUGACAGUAUGUUUAAUUUCGCAAGAAAGGCAUAGUCCUGUUUGUGUUUUGGAUCUUGCUGAAAAGCAAUCCAUAUCAGAGAGGUGGUGUUCAGAAAUAUUAGGACACUUUCAAAA
Messenger RNA from Lineus longissimus, 1639 nucleotides. Its product is annotated as N-alpha-acetyltransferase 38, NatC auxiliary subunit-like. Lineage: Eukaryota; Metazoa; Nemertea; Pilidiophora; Heteronemertea; Lineidae. Gene Ontology annotation, molecular function: RNA binding. The transcript has 4 exons. The record is from RefSeq and is a predicted model, not a curated record. Bases 80 to 412 code for a protein of 110 amino acids. Gene Ontology annotation, cellular component: NatC complex.